UACCGCCAAAUCAUCAACAAGCUUUUACAUAUAUUGUACCCAUCACAACACAGACACAAACCUCUGUGUGAGAUAUAUGCUUUGUAAUUUAAGGUGAGGUAAAGAUGUCGGAUAUGAAAGACGCACUCCUGCUGGGAUCAGAAGGAAUUAAGAAAACCAUCCUGCAUGGAGGGAGUGGAGACAUUCCAAAGUUUGUCACAGGAGUGAAGGUGACCUUCCACUUCCGCACGCAGCUGUGUGACGACGAGCGCACGGUGAUAGAUGACAGCAAAGCGGUUGGAACACCCAUGGAGAUAGUGAUUGGCAACAUGUUUAAGCUGGACAUCUGGGAGACCCUGUUGUCCUCUAUGAGGAUCGGUGAAGUGGCGGAGUUCUGGUGUGACACCGUUCACACUGGUGUCUAUCCACUGGUGUCCAAAAGCAUGCGACGCAUCGCUGAGGGCAAAGACCCAGUCGACUGGCACAUCCAUACAUGCGGCAUGGCCAACAUGUUUGCCUACCACAGCCUUGGCUAUGAAGACCUGGAUGAGCUGAUGAAGGAACCGAAGCCGCUCUACUUCGUCCUGGAGCUGCUCAAGGUGCAGCAGCCCAGAGAGUACGACAGGGAGACGUGGGCUCUGAGUGAUGAGGAGAGGCUGAAGGCCGUUCCUGUGCUGCACGGCCAGGGAAACAAACUCUACAAACAGGGACGUUACCAAGAAGCCACACAGAAAUACAAGGAGGCCAUCAUCUGCAUUAAAAAUGUUCAGACCAAGGAGAAAGCAUGGGAUGUCCCAUGGAUGAAGCUGGAGAAGAUGGCCAACACUUUAACACUUAACUACUGCCAAUGUUUGCUCCGCAUGGAGGAGUACUACGAGGUCAUUGAGCACACAACCGACAUUAUCAAUCAGCACCCAGGCAUAGUUAAGGCCUACUACCUGCGAGGGAAGGCCCACGUGGAGGUGUGGAACGAGGCGGAGGCCCGGCAGGAUUUCAGCAGGGUGCUGGACCUGAACCCGGGCAUGAAAAAGGCUGUUAAGAAGGAACUGGCCAUACUUAACAUGCGUAUGGAAGAGAAGAACAAAGAAGACAAGCUCAAAUACAAAGGCAUGUUUUGACCUGAUGAGACUGAGAGCUGAUCGACUAAAGAAGAAUUCAGCUGUUAAAUAUCAAACCUCUGCACAGGAUACUCACCUACAUGAGAGUAUCUGAUAAAAUGAUCCAUCUUAUAAACUGCAAGGUUGUAUCAAACUCCAAAUUAUAGCUGACAACGUGUGUAAAAAUGAAACGAAGAACUUUUCACUGUUAAAACCUGACUUAUUGUGGUUUAUAUGUUGUGGAUGUGCAUUAUGAUUAAAUUGUAAUUAAUAUUUGUUUGUAUUUUGACUCCAUUAUUAAGCAUGGCCAAAAUAUGUACCCAAAUGCUAUAAGUCAGAUUAAAGUCUGAAAGUCUG
This is a messenger RNA of Maylandia zebra (zebra mbuna), 1433 nucleotides long. RefSeq names its product aryl hydrocarbon receptor interacting protein-like 1 (gene aipl1). The record is from RefSeq and is a predicted model, not a curated record. NCBI's taxonomy places the organism in Eukaryota, Metazoa, Chordata, Actinopteri, Cichliformes, Cichlidae. Gene Ontology annotation, molecular function: peptidyl-prolyl cis-trans isomerase activity; protein binding.